Messenger RNA from Pungitius pungitius (ninespine stickleback), 3785 nucleotides. It is a transcript of the gene cfap92, whose product is annotated as cilia and flagella associated protein 92 (putative). NCBI's taxonomy places the organism in Eukaryota, Metazoa, Chordata, Actinopteri, Perciformes, Gasterosteidae. The record is from RefSeq and is a predicted model, not a curated record. Bases 643 to 3663 code for a protein of 1006 amino acids. The transcript has 16 exons.
UUUCUGAAUGUAUAUAUUGUAGUGGUGUAAAAAGUACAUUUCUUUAGUGGAAGUGGCAAUACUCAAUAUACAAGGUGCAUGACAUGAAUGUUGAUUCAAUCAGACAUACCUCAAAAUUGUAUUGAUAACCUACUUCAAUAAAUGUUCUUUGUUGUUAUUUCAUCACUGUGAGCACACGCUCCAUGAAGGUUCCUCACCCAUGUCCAUAUCCUUCUUUAUUGUCAUUUUUUUCUUUAAAACUGCAGCCUAUGUUAUGCUGAUUAUUGUGAGGUUUGGUGUUAUUUAAGGAGGUAGGGUCUCAUAAAUCCAUAUCUUGUGCGAAAAUAUCAACAGCUGCAGUCCAUGGUGCAGUUGCUUCCUUCACUCGAGGGAUUGCCAUGGCGACGCGAUGCACUCCCGCUGUCAUAUAUGUCAUUUGUUGAAGUUUAAUGGGACAGCUCAGCACUUUACGACGGUAGAUAACACCUCACUUCAUUCAAAUAAAAUUUGGCAUCUACGGAAAUGAUUGACCGGAUAAAUUGUCUUCGUUUACCUGACGUAACUUACGUCGCACACUGACGUCAUCGCGAAUCUUUUACGUCAUUGUUUCACUCGGAGUAACACUUCAUAUGGAACAAGAGCAGCUGAGAGGAACAAGACCACAUGGACAUGAUGUCAGAGACGGGUCCUUGUAAUCCAGCGUCAGACUGUGACACUGAUCAAGUUACCGAUGAAGGAAAGAAACAUGUGUCUGUCCUUCAGACCCAUGUGGUGUCCAUGGCGCCAGGUUUAGAACAAAGGUCAGGUUCACCUGAGGACAUAACGGCACACGCGGAUGACAUGGCCUACUACGUCACAUGGACAGUUUGCAUUGCCCUCGCUGUCCCAAGAGGGGAAGACAUUGAGGCCCCUGGAAAGACGGAGAAAACAAAUAAAGCUCAGAGCUGGUACCACAUAGAAUACAAGUUGUUGCCAUGUGAUACAGAGACGGUCAAAGUGGACCUACUGGUUUUUGGGCCCCUAGCAAAACUCUACAAUGAAGAUGAGUUCAAGGUUGUUAGAACGUGGCAGGACGGAGAUCAGACAUGGGUCGGCUGGAGCCAGCAUUUCAAGAUCAGGGUGAACAAGGACCUGCUGAUCAGUCUGCUUCCUCAUACCAUCACGCUCCAGAUAUGGAACAGUACGGAAAAACUGUCCAACCAGGCCCGCUAUGAGAGAAUGAAUGCUUUCAGACCGACACAGGAUCAGCCGGAAGAUAAAACGGACACCUGUGGUGGUAUUAGGAGCAUGGUCAACAACCUGAGGUCCUGCUGUAAGAGGACGUCGAAUACAUCUAAAAAGAGCGGAAGUGAUGAACUGUUUGAUUCCAAUGCAGAAGGGGGCUCAGAAGGAGAAUUUCAAAAACCCACAAUUGAUUCUUUCAACCUUGAGGAAGCCAAAGUGAAUGGGGUCGCCUCAGCUGAACUCCGUCUCAUUCGUUUAGUAGCGGGUGAGACCUCUGUAACUCAACGCUUCGCAGUGUGCUCGUGUGGCGUGUCGGAGGUGGUGUGCAACGUCUCUCUGGACAGCCCCUUAAUAUCUGACCAAAUGAAGGCGCAACUCAAUCCACUGGUCAUCACCAUUGUGUCCGCCUCCUCCAUGCCUUCCUCGCCGGUCCCCUUCCACGUCCUGGAGGAGAAAUGUGGGCCGGUUUACUGCCAGUACAAGUUCCACGACUCGGACCUGCACAAAACAAACUCCCAAAUGCGUGGCACCAGAGUCCACUUCGGAGACGUGCACGUGAUCCUGACUGGCCUGAUGAAUCCCGGGGAGCUCAGGGAGUUCCUCUCCGGUCCCCCUCUCGAGAUAGAGGUCCAUGAUCGGGACAUGAAGCGGGAAGAAAGGGCCCCGACGCUCGGCCCCGGCUCAGUUAGCGAGGACUCGCCCACGCAGACCACAGCGGGCCCGGACCCUUACGGUGUCGCAAGGCUGAAUCUCUCCGAGCUGCUGCUUGGGAGGAAAAGGCUAGAGGAGCACCUGCCAAUCAAAUGCUGCCCGCCGCCUCCGCUGGCGGACAGGGAGCGGGACGGGAGGACGAUGCCACCGGGCCGUUAUUCUGAGGCCAAUUCCCAACUCAAAGUGGAAGUCGAGAUAUGUUGUCCACUCCACGUCCAGGACGACGGCUGCGGGGGUCCGUUCGGGCGCAUCGUCUACCUAUUCGACUACAGCAACUUGUCUUUGAUGACCAGGCUGAGGUCAGAAAUCCUCACCAUCAACGCGUCGGCGCUCCAUCUUGACUCGCAGCGGGGCCUGUCCGGUCGCACAAUGAAUUUCUGUCCCGACGAGAGCCGGGAUCUGGAUUUUGUCUCGGGGUUCCACGUGCUCGACAAGAGGGCCCACGUCUUUGUUCUCGAGGGGCUGAGACGCGGAGCAGUGAGGAGACUCUGGGAAGCCGUUCCUCUGAAGCAGAGUGGGAGUGAAGAGGAGCAGGUGAAAGUCCUUUACAAUUCAAACCUGGGUUUCUUCAAGCGCAUCUACGGCUCAUUAGGUGUGGCCCUGAGUCCCAUCUGUUUAUAUGAGCCUCUGGAGACCAUCAUGAGACGGCCUCGGGUCUACAUCAGAGGGAUGGUCCCCCGACCCUGCUUCCAAGCUUUGAUAAGGUUGAGCCAGCUCCGCCGAGCGGAGCGACUCACAGACGCGACGCACUGCGACCUCUUCCCCUCGGCCGCCAUGAUCCUCGGCCUGGGCAAGACCUGCGGCACGCGUGCCGGGCAGCGGGAGCAAAAGGGCGCGGCCAACGUGGCGCCGGCCCCGCCCACUCGGCCCGCACAUGUCAAGAGUGACGCCCCGCGCGGCGCGCAAAGUUUAGAGAAAUGGAAACGCACCAGCCGGUCGGUCAACCAGUCCAGGGACUUCAUUCAGGAAAACGUUAAAAAGGUGCACGAGGAAAGUGAGCGCUUGCAGAAGCCGAAAGCCGCUGUGUUCGGGAAGGAACUGUUUGCAGCCGGACCGGUGCACAACUACAGCAUCCAGACCUUCAACUCGAGUGAGCGAGCCAAGGAGCUGCUCCGGGAAGCGAUGGCCCAGGCUCCAGGGAGGAGGUUCACCUACUGCCAGCGGUAUCACAGCGCCACAGUGGAGCGAGGACACGGCACAUCCCAAAAACGCACCGACUCCGUCGCUGCCGUUUGGUUCACAAGCAGGAGCAGCGAGUCCAAGUUGCACCCUCGCCACCCGGACGAGGCUCGUGUGGAGGAGCUGAGGAAGCCAUGGAGGGAGAACGUCCUGCACGGAAACAUAUUGAAGCCUCCACUUUCAAGGGACACCUGGGCCUGGAGCCAGCGCCACGAGGACUUUCAACUCCACUUCAAACCUCUAUCUUUUUUCAGCCCGCCCCCGUCCACCAUUCACCUGGCCGGAGACCUUCUGAAGCAGGAGCAGCUCGAGGCAGCCGCAGCGCAGAACCCGCCAGGCACCGCCCCCCUCCCCCGGUUCACGUGCCACAUGGCAGGAAACUCGGACAGGAUUCAGGAGAUACUGAAAGACGAGCCCAAGAAGUAUUCACUGAGGAAAGCGGGCAUGGUGCUGGAGCCUCUGCCUCCGCUGUCUGUGAAAACAACCGGCGUGGCUUCGGCCCCUUUCGGACGGACGCAAAAAAAAAGGGGCAGCGCCAGACGUCUCCCGCCGCCCGGCGAGCACCACUAGACUCCGUAAGCGGCCCACCCUGCCCUUGGCGGAACACGAGAAGAACGUCUUCCCUUCCCAGAAGUCCACACCUCAGAGCCCACAGAAACCCAGCAGGCCGAUGACCAUCGAAACCCUGCAGC